Rubroshorea leprosula is the source of this 1621-nucleotide messenger RNA. NCBI's taxonomy places the organism in Eukaryota, Viridiplantae, Streptophyta, Magnoliopsida, Malvales, Dipterocarpaceae. The record is from the annotation of a GenBank genome assembly.
UUCCUAACUCAGUCUUCUCAACAAUGGACGGCUCAAUCACCUGUAGCUCCUCGGACCUCGCCCUCUUCUCCUCCUCCAACACCACUGCACUUGCCUCCUUCCUUUGCUCCCGUUUUUCCACCAUCUCCAACACCUUCUCAGAUGCUUCUUACGCCAUCAACAACACCUAUCUCCUCUUCUCCGCCUACCUCGUCUUCGCCAUGCAACUUGGCUUUGCCAUGCUUUGUGCUGGUUCUGUCCGUGCCAAGAACACCAUGAACAUCAUGCUUACCAAUGUCCUUGACGCCGCAGCUGGGGGCUUAUCCUACUACCUCUUCGGCUACGCCUUCGCCUUUGGCUCCCCAUCUAACGGAUUCAUCGGCCGCCAUUUCUUCGGCCUCAGAGAUUUUCCUUCUCCCUCUGCCGACUACAGUUUCUUCCUUUACCAGUGGGCUUUCGCGAUUGCCGCCGCCGGUAUCACCAGCGGCUCCAUAGCCGAGAGAACCCAGUUCGUUGCUUACCUCAUAUACUCUUCCUUCCUCACAGGGUUUGUCUAUCCAAUCGUUUCUCACUGGUUCUGGUCCGGUGAUGGUUGGGCUAGCGCCACCCGAUCCGAAAACCUCUUAUUCGGAUCGGGUGUGAUUGACUUCGCUGGUUCGGGCGUGGUCCACAUGGUGGGAGGCAUUGCUGGUUUAUGGGGUGCGUUAAUUGAAGGCCCGAGGAUUGGCCGGUUUGACCAGACAGGUCGGUCUGUAGCUCUUCGCGGACACAGCGCAUCCUUAGUCGUACUCGGUUCGUUUCUGUUAUGGUUCGGCUGGUAUGGCUUUAAUCCAGGUUCGUUCUUAACCAUCAUGAAAGGAUACGGUGGUGGUGGUACUUAUUACGGUCAAUGGACUGCCAUUGGAAGGACAGCUGUCACCACGACAUUGGCUGGAAGCACAGCGGCACUCACAACCUUAUUCAGCAAGAGAUUGCUUGUUGGUCACUGGAAUGUAGUCGACGUCUGUAAUGGCUUAUUGGGGGGAUUCGCUGCAAUAACCUCCGGGUGCUCUGUGGUGGAACCGUGGGCUGCAAUAAUUUGUGGCUUUGUAGCAGCUUGGGUCUUAAUUGGGUGCAACAUGCUUGCAUCGAAGCUAAAGUACGAUGACCCCCUCGAGGCUGCUCAACUGCACGGCGGGUGUGGUGCGUGGGGACUUUUGUUUACCGGAUUGUUUGCAACCAAGGCGUACGUCAACGAGGUGUAUCCGGGACUUCCGGAACGGCCGUAUGGAUUGCUCAUGGGCGGCGGAGGGAAACUUUUAGCGGCCCAGAUCAUUCAGAUUUUGGUGAUAUUAGGGUGGGUCACAGCCACAAUGGGCCCACUUUUUUAUGUGCUACAGAAAAUGAGGUUGCUGAGGAUCUCCACUGAAGAUGAGACGGCAGGGAUGGAUCUAACUAGGCACGGUGGGUUUGCUUACGCGUACCAUGAUGAGGAUGAUCUGUCGCUGAAGCCUGAUUUCAUGAUGAGAAAAGUGAAGCCCACUAAUCAGACACCAAUAUUAAGCGGUGAAGGAUCACCCCCAUCACAUGUGCAAGUUUGAGUACUGUUUGCUCACUCUACAAGCCGAGAGGAGCGCUAUAGCAAGAAAUUUUGUUACUGUUU